Messenger RNA from Rotaria sp. Silwood1, 237 nucleotides. Lineage: Eukaryota; Metazoa; Rotifera; Eurotatoria; Philodinida; Philodinidae. The record is from the annotation of a GenBank genome assembly.
AUGGCUUUAAUGUUACAUCCGUCAUCAGGACGUAGUAAUUUCGAUGUAGUAUCUGAAAAAUUAAAGUCUGCCAACAACGAGGAACAGCCUUCAACAACAACUAAACAGAAUCAACAUGUUACUCAACCAGAUAAUAAAACAGAAAUUGAAACAAACACAAAAGAUGCCAUCGAAGAUGCUGUAAAAUCUGAAUCAUCAACAUCAACAAAUAACCCAACAACUACUGACAAGAGCUGA